Messenger RNA from Lethenteron reissneri (Far Eastern brook lamprey), 1503 nucleotides. RefSeq names its product nectin-1-like. Gene Ontology annotation, cellular component: adherens junction. Lineage: Eukaryota; Metazoa; Chordata; Hyperoartia; Petromyzontiformes; Petromyzontidae. Gene Ontology annotation, biological process: heterophilic cell-cell adhesion; homophilic cell-cell adhesion. The record is from RefSeq and is a predicted model, not a curated record.
GGCGAGCGAGUGACUUCUCGUGUCUGUGUGUGCUGGUGUUGGAGACAGGAGAGAGAGACAAAGGCGGACGUGGGAGCAUGGACACACUCUGCUUUGCGCAGCGCGUGAUGAUAGCCGUCCUGCUGCUGCUCCUCUUGCCUGCAACUCUGGGUGCCCAGAGUAUUACAUCGGAGAUCGACCACGACAGUGAAGCGUCCAGUGGGAGCGGAGGAGACGUGCAGCUGCGCUGCGUCUACAAGGGAAGCGUGAUCGUCAACCAGAUAAUAUGGGCGAAGGAAACAAAUCAAGAGCGUGUGUACAUAGCAGUUCGCCUGAAUGAUAUAAGUAUUGUGCAGGAUGAUAAGUUAAAAGGGCGCCUGACUUUCCUUGGCCACGGAAACAACGAUGCCACCAUCUCAAUCCGCGCGCUGCGUACCUUGGACAGCGGCACCUACAUCUGCAGAUUCACGACAACAACACAAGGGACUAAGGAGGCGAAGAUCAACCUCAUCGUGGUCGUGACGCCAGAGGUGAGGUUGGCGUUGGGCCCGGCUCCCCUGGUGUCCGGUGGCAGCAAGUCUCAGCUGGCGGCGACGUGCGUAGCGGCCAACGGGAACCCCGCGGCGAGGGUGGCCUGGACCCUGAAAAACGUCUCGGGAAGCCACUUUGUCUUUGAAGCCCUGAAGGAUGACGCGGGCACCAUCAUCGAUCACAAAAAUGGCUCCAUCAGCGUGAUGCGGGAGCUGCGGUUGGAGCCGACGAAGGAGAUGAACAAAGCGUCGCUCGUGUGCAUCGUGACGCAGCCUGGGAACGGCAAUCGGAUCGAGAAGAUCGUCGCUCUCAAUGUGCACUACAAGCCGGAGGUGACAAUCAGUGGAGUCACUGGCCCCAUGCAAGAGGGAAGCGCCAAGGUCACUCUCACCUGUCUUGCCGAUGCCAAUCCCAGCGCCAAGUACUCGUGGAUGAGGAAUGGUACACAUAUGAAUGGCUCUGACCACAGCACGCUGACUCUAGAUCGUGCUGUGAGUAACUCCGGGAUGUACCGGUGCAUUGCUGUGAACUACGUGGGCUCGGACGCUGGCGAGAUCGAAGUCAACAUCACCUAUGCGCAAGGUCAGCCCACCACCGUGCCAACCAUCAUGCCUCUGCCAGAUGGCAUUGAGCCCUGCGUCAUAGCUGUUGCCACCGUAGUUGCACUCAUGGCGUUGGUGGCCGUGUUCGGAGCUAUUUACUUCUUCCGCAAGAAAGGCAGUCCUGUCACGAACCGCAUGCAACCUCUGGAUGAGAGAAUAAUGAAUUCUGCUGAAACGAGCCCACCUAACCAAGAGGCCAGUCACUACGAGCCUCUCAAGCCGCCUGAAGAGAACGCCUAUGACAAAUUAAACCACCCCAAGUACACGAACGCUUGAAACUGAACACUUCGGGAACGCACGCGUGCACUUAACAACGACAUGCAUUCGCAUGGAAAUCAAAACUCAAGAGCACGUGGUUCAAUCGGAGGUUACAUUUAUUCGGCCAUGGCGA